AUGUCAGAAAAGGAAGAACGAGACAACGAAAGUGAUGUUUCAACUCCAACACUCGCAGCGGCUGAAGCAGCAGAAUCCGAUUCAAAGACGACUUCUGAAAGCCCAAAACUGCCUUCGUCGCCAGUCGUGAAACAGAAGUCGAAUUCUAAAGUGGACAUACUUCUGAAGCCAGCAGGGGAUGCACCAAUCAUGAAAAAGAAGAAGUGGACUGUGGAGAGAUCCAGAAAGAUUGCAGGAGUUGCUGAAUUCAUUAAAAAAUUCAUCAAGAUGGAACCAUCAGAAUCUUUGUUCCUUUAUGUAAACCAGUCGUUUGCUCCAAGUCCAGACACUGAAAUAGGCUCUAUAUUUGAUUGUUUUGGCAGUGAUGGAAAGCUGGUACUUCAUUAUUGUCGGACACAAGCCUGGGGAUAA
Molecule: messenger RNA, 411 nt
Organism: Candidula unifasciata
Lineage: Eukaryota; Metazoa; Mollusca; Gastropoda; Stylommatophora; Geomitridae
Source: the annotation of a GenBank genome assembly